This is a messenger RNA of Vicugna pacos (alpaca), 4466 nucleotides long. RefSeq names its product CRK like proto-oncogene, adaptor protein (gene CRKL). Gene Ontology annotation, cellular component: cytoplasm. The record is from RefSeq and is a predicted model, not a curated record. Gene Ontology annotation, molecular function: signaling adaptor activity; receptor tyrosine kinase binding. NCBI's taxonomy places the organism in Eukaryota, Metazoa, Chordata, Mammalia, Artiodactyla, Camelidae. Gene Ontology annotation, biological process: positive regulation of ERK1 and ERK2 cascade; cell migration; enzyme-linked receptor protein signaling pathway.
GCGGGACCGGCGCGCGGCGCGCCAGGAGUGACUGGAGCCUCCCCGGGCGGCCUCCGCCGCGCUCGGCUUCGCCGCCGCGACCCGGACAGGGCCCGCUCUGCCGAGCCGGCUCCGUUGGUGAGGCUGCCCCGGAGCAGGCGGGCGGCGUGGAGGAUGCUGCGGGCCCGCCGCCGGGAGGAAGGCGCGGGCUCGGCCCUGUAGACGCGCGGUGACCCGGAGGCCCGGCCCGGCCCGCAGCCGACGUCGGGCGGAGCGUCCAGCGCAAGCAGAGCAGCCGCCCGGCCGCACCAUGUCCUCCGCCAGGUUCGACUCCUCGGACCGCUCCGCCUGGUACAUGGGGCCGGUGUCUCGCCAGGAAGCGCAGACCCGGCUCCAGGGCCAGCGCCAUGGCAUGUUUCUGGUCCGCGACUCGUCCACCUGCCCCGGCGACUACGUGCUGUCCGUGUCCGAGAACUCGCGGGUGUCCCAUUACAUCAUCAACUCGCUGCCCAACCGUCGCUUCAAGAUCGGGGAUCAGGAGUUCGACCACCUGCCGGCCCUGCUGGAGUUCUACAAGAUCCACUACCUGGACACCACUACCCUCAUCGAGCCGGCGCCCAGGUAUCCGAGCCCGCCGAUGGGGUCUGUCUCUGCACCUAACCUGCCUACAGCAGAAGAAAAUCUGGAGUAUGUGCGGACUCUCUAUGAUUUUCCCGGGAAUGAUGCCGAAGACCUGCCCUUUAAAAAGGGUGAGAUCCUAGUGAUCAUAGAGAAGCCGGAAGAGCAGUGGUGGAGUGCCCGGAACAAGGACGGCCGGGUCGGGAUGAUCCCCGUCCCCUAUGUUGAGAAGCUCGUGAGGCCCUCUCCGCACGGGAAGCAAGGAAACAGGAAUUCCAGCAGCUAUGGCAUCCCGGAGCCUGCUCACGCGUACGCCCAGCCGCAGACCACGGCUCCUCUGCCUGCAGCUUCCAGCAGUCCUGGGGCCACCGUCAACCCUUUGCCAUCCACACAGAAUGGACCUGUCUUUGCAAAAGCAAUCCAGAAACGAGUGCCCUGUGCUUAUGACAAGACCGCCUUGGCCUUGGAGGUUGGUGACAUCGUCAAGGUCACGCGGAUGAACAUCAACGGCCAGUGGGAGGGCGAGGUGAAUGGGCGCAAGGGGCUCUUCCCCUUCACGCACGUCAAGAUCAUCGACCCUCAGAACCCAGACGAGAACGAGUGAUGGCUGCUGCCCUGUGCUUGCUGCUCGGUCGUCCUGCGCGGAGUGUCUCCUUCGACGUGGGAGAGCGUCCUCUGGGCAGGUCACACGCGCUGCCGACGUCCAGCUCCUGCAGUGGGCAGUCUCACACACAUUGGAAUGCUCUCAGUGGCUGCCCGGCAUUUGUAUCAUAGUCGUGUUGUCAAAGAGUAGCCGACCUUAGAGUUCUUUGGAUCAUAAACUGGAAACCCUGGUGGAGGCACACACGUGGGGGACUUGGUGGGGCUGGGGCUUCCUUCUGGUCAGUGCCCUGCCUGUCCCAAGGCCUGACUGCGGGUCCCAGGGAGCUUGAGCCCACACAAGACGUUGCUGGCUGUGAGCGCAGAGCCAGGCCAGCCGCCAGUGUGGUUUUCCUGGAAGAGCAGAGGAAGUGAACCUUAAAGAAGAGGGAAUUCUGCCCUAGACUCCCCAAAUCUGGCUUUUCUUUUUUUCUUUCUUUCCUUUUUUCUUUGUUGCUUGGUUUGGUUUUGGAAGACUUAAUUAAUGAGACCUGUGUGUUCUGAGCAGGUUUUUAAGUAGCAGAUUAGGUUUUUGUGAUGUUAUAAGGGGUGGCCUGUGCCUCUGAGCCUCUCACCUGGAGUCGCCACGACUAGAGCACGAGAGAAGCAGCCCUGAAGAGGGCCUGUACCGCCCAGAUCACAGACGACAGCAACAGAGACCGGCUGUGUGCGCAGCUCUUGGAUUGCGUUGUCCCCAGAGGCUCCAGGGCCAGGAUGACUUGCCUUGUUGGCCAGUGACAUGCGGAGCACGGGGCCGGCGCUCUGUCCAGCCUUUCAGUGAAUGCAGCCCUUUGCAGUAUAGGACCUCGGGUUCUUUGCAUUGGAGGUAAAGUGAAUCUUCCAGUUCCGCUUACUGAGGCCCAGUCCUCAGGCUCACCAGGUUCCCUUGGAGACACUGCUGCCACUGCUUCUGGUCCCUGAGCCCGCAGCUCUUGCAGGAAAAGGAAACUGGUUGACGCAUUUGGUGUCUGUUGUUUUCCACGUCACGUGCAUCAUUAACCAUUUACCAACAUGGUGUUAACAGUUUCCCUGUUGGCUGAACGAGGCCUAAUCACACCAGCCGGCUGGUGCAAGUGUGUGAUCGGGCCUGCGUCCGCAGCACAGAGCAGACUAGAGUUCUGGAACUCCUCCCUCCUGGACACUGGUGAAGACAGGCCUCAGCUCAGAAUGAGUGUAGCAGACCUAGACGUGUAGCAGCAACCUAAUAAUUAGUAACUGUCACUCAGCAUUGGCUGUAACCGCGUUCUGGCUCCCAGGGGUCUUAGGGUUUAGGAUUAGAGCAAUUAUUCUGGUGAUAGAACCAGCAGGACAACCAGUUUUCAAUUUCUCCCUUUAUUUUAAUUGAACUGUAAUUGAUUCCCAACGUUGUUUCAACGUUGAGUUUCUCUUUAAUCAGAUGUUCCAUCACAUAGGUCACCACAUUAAAGAGCCUUGAGAGUGUUCUGUGACAAAGUCAGUGGUCAGUUGGAAAAAAUAUCCCUGUCCGUCUGCAGUUUUCCUGAAAGAGGCUCCUCCACAGGCUCUUCCUGACUAGUGAGAACCGUACCACCUCCUGUUGCAAGAGUGCCCCGCAACGAGGGGCACGUGUGUUGUGGGGCCACACCGUGCCUGGAAGCACCGCUCGCCCUGGUGCCUGUGGCCCACUACCCUAGGGCCCCUUGCGGCUGCGGAGCACGUCCCUGCCCAGAGUACCGACCCAGGCCUGAGAGCCACAUCCAGCUGAGUGACUUGGGCCUUUCAAGGACAGCAGUCAGCUUUGAGUACGAGGGGUUUCUGGCUGUUUUGGAAAGCAGGGCUUCCUUUCAGCCACGUCUGCUCGACGGUCAGUAGCAGGACCUGGCCCACAUGGGUCACUUCAGAAUCAGACCUCCGCACAUCCAGGCUGGCUCCGUGCAGCUCUGCACAGUGCCUCAGUCAUGCACCCCUCGAGGACGCCCAGGAGAUGAGAUCGGAGCCUGGAGGAGGGGAGCCUCAACUCCCGAGUUCUCCAGACGUGUGCCAAAACUGGCACCUUUCUGACUCAGAACCUUACUAGUUUCUAAUGAGGCGGGGAAGUUCUUCUUUUCACACUAAAUAUACAAAAAGCAGUACCCCGCCCCGGCUUGGGCCCGGACUCCCUGGCCGUCUGGGAAGCCUGCUUCAGGGAGUGCUUUGAAGCCCCAGGGGCACCACCUACCUGCCUGGGGGGCUGCCUCUCUGGGGCUGUUCAUUACUACUUGCUCUGCUCACUGUGUCACUCAAGAGCAUACAUGGGUGUUAAAUUAACUCGGGAAGAGAGCGGAUCAUGUACUGAAGGGCAUUGAUAGUCUAACGGGAAACUUACCUAUGCUGGGAAGGAUCUCUGACCCAGGAGUCUUCCUUGUCACCUCUGCCCGGGCAGGGCCACCUGACGAAAGUUACUCAAGAGGAGGAUUCGUGGGCUGGCUGCCACCUGAUGACUGUCACCCAGACAGAUGCCUCCUGUGCUUGUGGUCGGGAGCCCGCAGGGAGGGCGGGGCAGCUGCCCACUGGGAGCCCGAGUGCCCAGCCCCACACUGGCUUCUCCUGCAGCUGUUUACAGGCAAGGCGGGCCAGGACCCACGGCCACUGCUCUUGUGGUGUUUGCUCAGAGGAACAUGAACAUUUUAUUUUUGAAAAGGGAUGAUGUGUUUUUGUGCCAGGUGUUUAUAAUUUAAUCUUUUAAUAAUAUUAUGUUCAUUAACCUCUUAAACUGAGUGGAAUCUCAAUUGUUUUAACGCCGUACCUAAGACUGAUGCUUUCUGUGGCCACCACUGAGCUCCCUCAGCCCCCACCCUCUGGGACUGGCGGCCCUUGGUCCCGUCACUGCUGUGGGUGUGCCCUACGGAGUAAGAGGACAGUCCUCUGAGGCGGGGUCCUUGUCUGCGGGGGAAUGGUGGCCUUGCCUCUCAACGGUCUUCACUGUGUGUUUUAAGAUGAUAACAACACAACACAAAACUCCUUUGACCUGUAACUUAAAAAUCAUAAAUUUCAGGCAAUAUUUUCUGUGUAAGCUUUUAAAAUUAUUUUUGGGGAUCAUAGCUUGUUUUAUUUUGUGCUAUAAAAUUAACAGUAUUAAAUGACUUAUAUUCUUAGAAUACAUGGAGUGUCUUUUCUUGCCAGAUCAGUGCCUUUUUAUUUUUGUAUUCCAUUUUACGUUUCUGGUCCCGGCGUCAGACCCUUGUUCCCAUGGCCUGUUUGUACGUUGUCUCAAUAAAACUUGCAUCAGCUGG